This is a messenger RNA of Mercurialis annua (annual mercury), 969 nucleotides long. RefSeq lists its product as uncharacterized. Lineage: Eukaryota; Viridiplantae; Streptophyta; Magnoliopsida; Malpighiales; Euphorbiaceae. Bases 1 to 969 code for a protein of 322 amino acids. The record is from RefSeq and is a predicted model, not a curated record. The transcript is spliced from 3 exons.
AUGGAUCUUGUUCUAAGAAUUUGUUGUUUGCUUUGCUUCUUUGAUGAACAAAAAACGACAAACAGCAUAAAGGUUAAAAUUAAUUUCUAUGAAAAGAAAAAAAAUGAGUAUCUCAGGCUGCCUCUGCCUGAGUCGUUUGAUUAUGAUGAUGAAAUAUUUGGAUUUGGUUAUGACCCUUCCAGUCACAUUCAUAAGGCGGUAAGAGUUCCGUCCAUUCACCGCCCUGAACGGCGGCCUUCUCGGGUAACUCUUCAAGUCUUGAAUUUAAAUAAUAGCGGCUCAAGUGUUCAUAACCAUUUCCCAUCGAUGCGAAUUUACAAAUCUUCAUGGCUUAGAAGGUUGGAGACUGCAGUUUUUCUCAACCGUAGUCUAUAUUGGGUAGCUUUCGAUCCAGGGGACAAGACGUUUUUAGUACGUUUCGACAUAUCGGAGGAGAGAUUUUGGAAAGUUGCGCCGCCUUUCGGGCUGUUUUCUGAUUUAAACUUUUAUUUAUGUAUUUUAGGAGGAAUGCUUUGUGUCAUUGAUAGGCUGUGCACGGAAACACAUUCGCUUGAUAUCUGGGUUAUGAAAGAAGAAGACAAAUGGAGUAGAGUGUAUACAAUUCCAUUUUUCAUCAGGAUUGAAUCCAUGAAUGACUAUUUUACGCCGAUUUACUAUUAUUCUUACCGACGACUGCCUUAUAAUUAUUUCCGACCAUGUUUCUUCUUUAACAAUGCCGAUGAAGUUGUGAUCCAUUGCAGUUUGAUUAAAGGUAAAUCCGCUGGUGAAGAUUAUUCUCGCGGCCAUGAGAAGUUGUUUUUUGUGUACAAUUUCCCAAGGAAUUGUUACCGAAGGAUUAACAUUAUUGGCGAUUCACAUUGGACUCAAGCAAUUGCCUAUACCCAGACUCUAAUUUCGCUGUAUGAGUUUCCAUCAUCUUCAGGUCCAAUAGUUUGUGAAGAUGAUCUUAUUACAGGAAUAAAGGAAUGA